Messenger RNA from Python bivittatus (Burmese python), 4229 nucleotides. RefSeq names its product polypeptide N-acetylgalactosaminyltransferase 6 (gene GALNT6). Gene Ontology annotation, cellular component: Golgi apparatus. Gene Ontology annotation, molecular function: polypeptide N-acetylgalactosaminyltransferase activity. Lineage: Eukaryota; Metazoa; Chordata; Lepidosauria; Squamata; Pythonidae. The record is from RefSeq and is a predicted model, not a curated record. Gene Ontology annotation, biological process: protein O-linked glycosylation.
AAGGUAAAGCAGGAUCAGGCGCCGGCUCUUCGUUGGUGGCGUUCCGGCGCUAGGACCCAGCGGCAGGGCUUGCUACACCUGUGUCGAGGGCGGCGAAGUUCCCCACUGCCUCGCCUGAGGUCGGCUGCAGGUGAGAAGUCAGGCAGGCAGGCCGGCAGGCGGGCGGUUGCCCCUCCCUUCCUCGACCUCGCCGGCUCCAUCCCCCGCGACGAGCUUUGCGCGUGAACUCGCUCCUCCGAGCCGACCUCUUCCCGAGCUCUUUCUGGUUUAGAAAUCCUGGCAACGAGUUGUUCUUUUGAAUAGGGUGUCGCUUGCCUCCUGUCAAACUGAGAAAAGGACAUCCUGUUUGGACUAGGUGGAGUUUGGAAGAAGAUGGUGAGAUUCUACAGAUUAACCAAAGCUUUGAGAAGAGUGCACCUUUGAUGAAGGAAUAAUUGCUGGACGUCAGCCGUGAUGAGGCUUCUCCGAAGGCAUUAUGCCCCACUAAAGCUAGCUUUGGUGGGUGUUGUCUUUGUAAUCUUCCUCUUCAUAAUGCAAAGAGAUGUGGGCAAUGGGGAACAAAAGGAGGAACCAUGGCUGAAAAAUAUUGUGGACAGGAAAGACCAAAUGAUAGACAUAAUGAUGGGAGCUGUCAACAACAUCCGUGACUCUAUGCCAAAGUUGCAGAUCCGGGCACCUGCUCAACAGGAGGUACCUGUACAGGACAGCAAGUCUUGCUUGCCAGGUCAUUAUACACCAGCAGAACUGAAGCCCUUCAUGGAACGUCCACCACAGGACCCCAAUAGCCCAGGUGCUGAUGGAAAAGCUUUCAAGAAGGAUCAGUGGACACAAGAAGAGACAAAGGAGAAAGAACAUGGAUAUGAGAAGCACUGCUUCAAUGCCUAUGCCAGUGACCGUAUUUCUCUCCAGAGGGCCCUGGGACCUGACAGUAGGCCUCCAGAGUGCAUCGAUCAAAAGUUCAAACGCUGUCCACCCCUUCCGACCACCAGCGUCAUUAUUGUCUUUCAUAAUGAAGCCUGGUCAACGUUGCUUCGCACCGUCUAUAGUGUGCUGUACUCUUCUCCAGCUAUAUUGUUAAAAGAAAUAAUUCUUGUAGAUGAUGCCAGUACAGAUGACUACUUGAAAGACGAGUUGGACAACUAUGUGAAGCAAUUGCAGAUAGUCAGGGUUGUCCGACAGUUGGAGAGGAAGGGCUUAAUAACUGCCCGAUUGCUUGGUGCCAGUGUUGCUACGGGUGACGUACUCACUUUCUUGGAUGCUCAUUGUGAAUGUUUCCAUGGAUGGUUAGAACCUCUCCUAUCACGCAUUGCUGAAGAGCCCACAGCUGUGGUCAGUCCAGAUAUCACCACCAUUGACCUGAACUCCUUUGAAUUUUCCAAGCCAAUCCAAUAUGGGAAGCAGCACAGUCGGGGAAACUUUGAUUGGAGUCUCACUUUUGGCUGGGAGGCUAUCCCUCAACAUGAGAAGCAGAGAAGAAAAGAUGAGACUUACCCAAUCAAGACUCCUACAUUUGCUGGUGGUCUCUUUGCCAUUUCCAAGUCCUAUUUUGAACAUAUUGGCUCCUAUGAUGAUCAGAUGGAAAUCUGGGGAGGGGAAAAUGUAGAGAUGUCUUUUCGGGUUUGGCAGUGUGGAGGCCAGCUAGAGAUCAUUCCCUGCUCAGUAGUUGGCCACGUGUUCCGUUCCAAAAGUCCACACACCUUCCCCAAAGGGACUCAGGUCAUCUCUAGGAAUCAGGUGCGCCUGGCAGAAGUCUGGAUGGAUGACUAUAAGGAGAUCUUCUACAGAAGGAACCAGCAGGCCUCUCAGAUGGCCAGAGAGAAAACAUAUGGAGACCUCACUGAGCGACUGCAGCUGAAGGAGAGGUUACACUGCAAAAAUUUCACGUGGUAUUUACAAACUGUUUAUCCUGAGAUCUUCAUUCCAGACCUUACCCCAGCUUUCUAUGGAGCGAUUAGAAAUGAGGGCGCCAAGCGCUGCCUGGAUGUUGGAGAAAACAACCAUGGUGGAAAGCCAUUGAUUAUGUAUCCCUGUCAUGGGAUGGGAGGCAAUCAGUACUUUGAAUACACGUCCCAGCGAGACCUGCGACACAACAUUGGCAAGCAGCUGUGCCUCCGAGCCAAGAUAGGACCUGUUGAGUUGGGAGAUUGUCACUAUACGGGGAAACACUCCCGAGUGCCAGAAAAUGAAGAAUGGGAACUGACUCAUGAUCAUCUGCUUAAAAAUAUGGCAAUUAACCGGUGUUUGUCUGCAAGAGGUGAACAUCCAUCCAUGGCUCCCUGCAACACUGCAGAUGCCCAUCAAAUUUGGUACUUCAGCUAAGCAGUCCAAGAAAGACCAAAGCAGCUCUGGAAAACAUCUCCUGUCAAAGUUCCCAUUCUUCUGAGCUCACUUUCCAGCAACAGAGGGUACAUUCACGGAGAAGAGAGGGGGACCAAUUUGCUGUAUAACCCAACAUUUGCCUGUAACACUCUUGUGCCUUUUAUAAUAGGAAGGUCAAAACAGCCAACCUUGGUAUAUCUGUUCAUUUGGGCUUUCUUGAUAAAAAAAAGUAAAGGCUGGUAUGUUUGCUCUUUAGAAUACCAGGUAUAUUGUCCAUCAAAGCUCCACGCUAUGAGGCAGACAAUACUGGUGAUGUUUAUUUGGCUGUAGAGGAAAAGUGGCCAUUGGCCAGAUGUGAAAUCAAACAUUUCCCUAAUUUGUAUGUUGUGAGCAUUGUAGGAAGUAGUGCUUCGAGGCUCUGUCCUAAGGGAUAAAUUGUCUGUCUGUGGUAUAGUUUAGAGAAUAAUUGGAUGCCAAAGAUAAUGACUUUAAUCUGUUACAUAGGAAAUGCAACUUCUGACAAUACUGAGCAUUGGAAGGAGAAAUUACUCCAUAAUUCUAAUGCUUUCUCAACUGUCUUAAAGGUCUUUGCACUGACAUGCAGGUGAGUAGCAGGUGAACUUUUGCUUCCAAAGACUCAGUGCAGCCACCUGCGAUUAAAGAAGUAAAUGCUGGCCUGCAGUAUUGUUGUGCGACUGAAAUCCUAGCCCUUUGCACAGGCUGUGGCCAGUGCUUUACCUCAAGCUUUGGAACUUUCGCCAGCACACUGCAGAUAGCACUGACGAUUCGGUGGGAGAAGAAAAACCUGUGUCUUCUAGCUGAUCAGCCCUCUCCCGGCAGAUUGAAGGGAAGGGAUGGAGUAAGUUUGUUGGCACCUCCUUAUGACCCCUGUGUCUGGACUUGACAUGCCUUUUAGCCCUCCUAACCCCUGCAGUCUAGGCAUUGAGAAGGCUGCAACCUGGUUCCACUCUCCACCGGUCUGCAUGACUCAACAGGGCUGGCUUUCCUAGACUGCACGGUGUAACAUCCUGCAGUGGGGGCAGGGGUGUGGCUUACUUCAGACACAUCCAUAGCCUUACUUGUACACUGCAAUGCCAGGAAUCAGGAAAGCUGCUAAUGUGCCUUUAAAGAAAACAAAACAAAACACAACACUAGCAGAGGAAGAAGCUGUAUCUCAUGAGAAACCAGCUGCCAAACUAAUUGCUAACUCACAUCAGUGGAUGGGAGUUAAAGCAAUGCAGAAAACCAAAUUGUGUGCGUGUAUAUUUGUGUUUGCAUUAUGUUGACAAGAAUACCCACCAGGAAAGCAAAAAGAGUAAAGGGAUAAUGUUUAUUGCUAAUUACAAUGAUCUGCUAGACCAAAAACUUGCCCUUAUUGUUUGUUUGGAAUGUUUCUAAGAAAAUAUUCGGUUUCCUGGAUUUCCUUGGAUAAGGGGGCAGGGGGGAGAGAGUCCUCUCUUUCUGUAACAAGAUCGUCAGCUCUUGUUGUAACAGCAACUUUCUCAUAACAGACAAUGUUGGUAAUUCUUGUAACCUGUAAAUAAUCAGCAUUUUCACUGUCAAUGGAAUGCAUAAGUCCAAAGGGAAAAAUAGAUUCUGGACUUUUGUAAGUACUGCGUAUUUUAUGAGCACACCACACUUUUUAAUACGGAUUGGAUGACAAUACGGAUCAAAAUCUAUCUGUGCGUGAUUCCAUCUUUCCCUUUUUAAAGGACAAGGUUGGUUUCUAUACAAUUUUUACCAUUUCUGAAGAAUGAUGACGUGGUGAAAGAACUUAGAUUUUGAAUGCAGAAGCUAGCAUUAGAAGUUUUGGUUCAUUUGCAGGAAAAUUUUCAGUUGGAACAAAGUCUUGCUCUGGUAAUCCUGACUGGAAACAAUAAAGCUUAUAAUUGUAUUUUAUGAGGAAAUCA